Penicillium manginii is the source of this 1122-nucleotide messenger RNA. RefSeq names its product FTR1 family protein. Gene Ontology annotation, molecular function: ferrous iron transmembrane transporter activity. The transcript is spliced from 4 exons. Gene Ontology annotation, cellular component: high-affinity iron permease complex; plasma membrane. The coding region runs from base 1 to 1122 and encodes 373 amino acids. Lineage: Eukaryota; Fungi; Ascomycota; Eurotiomycetes; Eurotiales; Aspergillaceae. The record is from RefSeq and is a predicted model, not a curated record. Gene Ontology annotation, biological process: iron ion transmembrane transport.
AUGGGUGAUAAUCGCGUCUUCGCUGUCACCGUGUUUUUCAUUUGCUUUCGAGAAUGUCUUGAAACGACAGUGGUAGUAUCUGUUCUGCUGGCUUUUCUGAAACAGUCACUUUACGAACAAGAUCGACCGACAUACAAAAAAUUGGUGAAACAGGUCUGGUUAGGAUGCGGUCUUGGUUUAUUCAUUUGUCUUGCUGUCGGCGCAGGCAUGAUUGGUGCUUUCUAUGGCCUCGGAACAGACACUUUCUCCAGCACAGAGGAUAUCUGGGAGGGUGUUUUGGGGAUUAUCGCUUCUAUUAUCAUUACGAUCAUGGGCGCUGCUCUCCUGCGCGUGUCCAAGCUUCAAGAUAAAUGGCGGAUCAAGCUCGCCAAAGCUCUCGAGCCCCAGAACAAUCCCAACGAGACAAAGAGAGCUCGUGUGAAGAGAUGGCUCGAGAAAUAUGUGAUGUUUACUUUGCCAUUCAUCACAGUUCUUCGUGAGGGUCUUGAAGCGGUCGUUUAUGUUGGUGGUGUUGGAUUGGGGCUUCCCGCAACUUCGUUUCCUUUGGCUGUCGUCUGUGGUCUUCUAGCAGGCGUCGCCGUUGGUUAUAUUAUUUAUCGAGGUGGCAGAGAAACUUCGAUGCAAAUCUUCCUGAUUAUCUCAACCUGCUUCCUCUACCUUGUUGCCGGAGGGCUAUUCUCACGUGGUGUCUGGUACCUCGAAAACAAUACAUGGAACCAUAUCAUUGGAGGAGACGCCUCGGAAACUGGCUCUGGUGCUGGGUCCUAUGAUAUUCGAAAGAGCGUUUGGCACGUGAACUGCUGCAAUCCAGAGCUAGGAGGUGGUGGCGGUUGGGGUAUUUUCAACGCGCUUCUUGGCUGGACAAAUUCUGCUGACUACGGUUCUGUGAUCUCGUACAAUCUGUACUGGAUCUGUGUGAUGAUUGGUUAUGGGCUCAUGUUCUAUCGCGAGAAGCGUGGUGCAAUUCCCAUACUUGACCCGGCAAUGCAGCGUGUCGAGCGAACAAAGGGCAAGGCGAAAGCUUUCGUUCUUCGACGUCCCUACGACGACCCAGUGGUUACAGAGGAAAGUACUACCAGCACCCCGGCAAAGCAGGCAGAUACUAGCCUUCUGGCCAUUUAG